Molecule: messenger RNA, 1794 nt
Organism: Danaus chrysippus (African queen)
Lineage: Eukaryota; Metazoa; Arthropoda; Insecta; Lepidoptera; Nymphalidae
Source: the annotation of a GenBank genome assembly
AUGGCGGUGUGUGACUUAGACAAUGAUAUAUCUGGGGAAGUGCUGGGGUGGAAGUUACCGGCCUGGCAGGCAUUGCUGUUGCAUCGUGUGCUACCAUCUUGUGGCGGACUAACAAUUUAUUUGACUGUUAUUUGUUAUGAUUUAGCACUUAUUUACGAACAUAUAAAUAAUGGAUAUAAAGCACUUGGCAUAUUGUAUCUAAUACUAAUGAUAUUGCCAGCACUGCUCUCGUUAAUAUUUACGUUAGCAUCACCGCCACCUGGCCUACAGACCGAGGAAUCAGCUUUUUCAGUUACGAUUAACAAUGAUGACGUCAGAUGGAUAUUCGAAGAAAUUUUGAAGACUGUACUAUUUCCUAUAUCUGUUUGUGGCAGAUACUGUUUUCUAAUAUUUUGGUGGAUAGAAGCGGUGUACGCCGCUCGCGCAAACGAUGAAGACAGAACAAAGGAAGCCCUCUCCAAAGCUCGUACACCAUCCUCGGUCGAGCUAUACUUGUUCCUGCAAGCUUUCAUACAUUCAGCGCCUUACGUCGUUGUAAACAUUUUGGAUAUGAUGGCGAACUAUGCUGAUCCGAAAUAUGAUAGAAUGACUCUACAAGCAGUGAGUAUGAUUGCUUCAUCACUUCGAAUGGCGAGUACUGCUACGAUAUACAGAAGAUUUGAAAGAGAAAAACUGUGCGGACGUAAAUAUCCGUGGAAUGCUAAGACAGAAAAUGAAAAUUUAAAUAAAACCGCUGAUACUGAAAAAGAAAACAAAACAAAUGAAACUGUUACAGACGAACCUCUUUUUGAUUCUGUUAUAAAACGACAUUCAUCAUCAAUUACUCGCAAAACAAAUGAUUACAGGGAUGAAAUUAUAAGUGAUUUGAUACAUUUCUCACCGAGGAACUCAGAAAAGAAUUCCGUAUUAUAUGACGAUAAUAUCGAUUACAAUUCGCAUUCCGAUACAAGUUCUGACUACUCGCCUCCUGAGACGCGUAACGAGAUACUAGACAGUGACGAUGAAUACGUUAAGCCGAUAUCGAUUAUAGAUAAAAUAGCACCGCGACGAUCCACUGAAUACACGGUAGAGCAUGUGUACGUCCCUCCGCCGCCAGCGUUCAUGGCCCCGAGGCCAGGGUCCUUCGCUGUGUGGGCGGAGAAAUUAGUUGAAAACGCGGAAUCAAUCCCCACUUGGCUAUCAGCACCGCCAAGAAGAAAACAUUGGGAAGUUAUCCCAGAGGAACCCGACGUCCCACGGCGAGUACCACGCAACUACAUGCGAGGUCUCCAGCCUCAAGACGCUACAGCAGCUUUAGUAAAUUUUUUAGGAUGGUAUAGUUUUUUUGUAGCGCGUUUGCUCUCUAUCGCAGCUUUCAUAGAUUUUUUCCCGUUCGUAGCGAUUAUAAUUCUUAUGUGCCACUAUCAGGCCAUGUUGUUAUUUUUAAUAGUCCCACAGGCGAGUACAGUGAAGAGGGCUUUCUAUGUGUUCCUCGCCUUCAUAUACUUAUUUUGCCUUAUGGAGUUUAAGAUCCGUUUCCGCCACGUUCGCGUGUGGCAUGUGUUUUGGAUCAUAGUGUGCACUGUUGAGAUCGUUGUAUUCAUAUCAUUAUGGGCGACCAUUGAUAAUAAUCUUCACAGUUGGUGGAAACAUUUCGUAGUUACUGUGACACUCGUCAGUAUGUGUAUUAGUUAUGUACUUUUUCUUUUAUAUUUUGUCCUUUUGCAGCCCAGAGAGACCGUUGUAUAUGUUGAUGAGAAAAACUGUUACAAGUAUAGGAAAGAUUUAGAGAAAAUUAAUAAAUUAGAUAUUUAA